Molecule: messenger RNA, 657 nt
Organism: Lodderomyces orthopsilosis Co 90-125
Lineage: Eukaryota; Fungi; Ascomycota; Pichiomycetes; Serinales; Debaryomycetaceae
Gene: CTA1
Product: Cta1p
Exons: 1
Coding region: 1-657 (218 amino acids)
Biological process (GO): late endosome to vacuole transport via multivesicular body sorting pathway; vesicle budding from membrane
Cellular component (GO): multivesicular body
Source: RefSeq, a predicted model, not a curated record
AUGAAUAGGUUAUUUGGAACUAAAAAUACUGCUCCAAAGCCAUCCUUGAAUGAUGCAAUUAAAGGGAUUGAUGAAAGAGUUAGCUCGUUAGAUGUCAAGUUGAGCAAAAUAAACUCAGAAUUAUCAACUUAUCAGCAAAAGAUAACUAGAAUGCGUGAUGGACCAGGAAAGUCAGCUUUAAAGCAGAAAGCUCUCAAGUUGUUGAGGCAAAGAAAACAAAUUGAAGCACAAAAGGAUCAACUAGAGAAUCAGUCUUGGAAUAUGUCGCAGGCGUCAAUGACUACCGAUAACUUACAAAAUACCAUGGUGACAAUCAAUGCAAUGAAAACAGCAAAUAAGGAAUUGAAAAAGACAUACGGAAAGAUUGAUAUCGAUGAACUUGAAAACUUACAAGAUGAAAUGUUGGAUCUAAUAGACAAGUCUAACGAACUACAGGAAGCACUUUCAACAAGCUAUGAUGUACCGGAAGAUGUUAGUGAAAGUGAAUUAGAUGCUGAAUUGGAAGCUUUGGGAGAAGAAAUCGAUUUUGAGAAUGAAAUGGCAGAGAGUGGAAUAGGUGCACCAAGCUACUUGAGUGAUGCAGAGCCUACCAAUGCAGAUAAACUCCCUACUUUUAUUGAUGAAGAGCCAGAAAAGACUGAAAAAAUUGCAAAUUAG